UGGAGAGAGACAGAUGGAGAAAGUGAAAGAAUCCUGAGGAGAGAAAACGCAAGAAGAUUAAAACCAAGAGAGGAGCGUAAAGCAGUGAUAGAGGGAGAGGAAGAGAAAGAAAGAGAGAAAGAAAGAGAGAGGAGGAGUGGAUGGUAGAGAGCCGGAGACACAGCGCGCCGGAGGGAGAAAGAUGGCCUCGGUCACGGCGGAGAAUGGCUUCAGCACCGCGGACAGCUCCGGUAGAAUGAACGGACUCAACAGCGCGAUCCCGAUGAAAGAUCACGACGCCAUCAAGCUCUUCAUCGGUCAGAUCCCGCGCAACCUGGACGAGAAAGACCUCAAGCCUCUGUUCGAGGAGUUCGGAAAGAUCUACGAGCUCACGGUGCUCAAGGACCGGUUCACCGGGAUGCAUAAAGGAUGUGCCUUUCUAACGUACUGUGCCAGAGAGUCAGCGCUGAAGGCCCAGAGCGCUCUCCACGAACAAAAGACUCUUCCCGGGAUGAACCGGCCCAUCCAGGUGAAACCGGCCGACAGUGAAGGACGAGGAGAAGACCGGAAGCUGUUUGUGGGCAUGCUGGGGAAGCAGCAGGGUGAAGAAGAUGUGCGGCGUCUGUUCGGUUCGUUCGGACAGAUAGAGGAGUGCACCGUGCUGCGGGGGCCUGAUGGGGCCAGUAAGGGCUGUGCUUUUGUGAAGUUCUCCAGUCAUGCAGAAGCCCAGGCAGCGAUUAACAGUCUCCACGGCAGACAGACCAUGCUGGGCGCGUCGUCCAGUCUGGUGGUGAAGUUUGCAGACACCGAUAAGGAACGGACACUGCGCCGGAUGCAUCAGAUGGCCGGUCAGCUCGGCAUCUUCAGUCCCAUGACCAUCCAGUUUGGAGCGUAUGGAGCUUACACACACGCUCAGAUCCUGCAGCAGCAGCAGGUGGCGCUCAUGGCAGCGACGCAGGGCUCGUAUCUUAACCCCAUGGCUGCCAUCACCGCCGCUCAGAUGCAGCAGAUAGCAGCGUUCAACCUCAACGGCCUGGUGGCUGCCCCCAUGACACCAUCUUCAGGCACCAGCACUCCACCCGGCAUCGCAGCUCAGAUUGGGGUGAACGGCUUCAGCGCUCUCCCUCACCAAACCAACGGACAGCCCACUUCUGAACACAUCUACACCAAUGGCAUCCACCCGUACCCAGCACAGAGUCCGACAGUGGCUGAUCCUCUCCAGCAGGCGUAUGCCGGUGUGCAGCACUAUGCAGCAGCCUAUCCUGCCGCUUAUGCGCCAAUCAGCCAAGCGUUUCCCCAGCAACCAGCCAUCAUCCCCCAGCAACAGCGGGAAGGACCCGAGGGGUGUAACCUGUUUAUUUACCACCUGCCACAAGAGUUCGGCGAUGCGGAGCUCAUGCAGAUGUUUCUGCCCUUCGGCAACGUCAUUUCCGCCAAAGUCUUCGUGGACCGGGCCACCAAUCAGAGCAAGUGUUUCGGAUUCGUCAGCUUUGAUAAUCCGUCCAGCGCUCAGGCAGCCAUUCAGGCCAUGAACGGCUUUCAGAUCGGCAUGAAGAGGCUCAAAGUUCAGCUGAAGCGGCCGAAGGACGCCAACCGGCCGUACUGACCCUGAUCGAGUGCUUCACACACAGGAUGAAGGACUACGACCCCCUUAUUUCCACAAGUGCAGUAUCGGAAGACUUCUGCUCUGCUACAUAUCACAGGAGGCGAGCGGUCCCUGGGUUUUGCUGGAAAAUCACGGAGAGCUGGGAAAACUGGAGGAUUCUUUCUGCCAACUUUCUUCUUUUUUCGCUUUGGCAUUUGCAGGAUGCUUUUUUUGCAUUUUGCAGAGACCGACUUUUUUGCUGCUGUUUUUUUUUUUUUUUUAGAUGAGAUGGAGAUAAAAAAAAACAACCUUUAUGAACACAUUAUGCUCAAAGCAUGCAUAAACACACACACACACACACAGAAUAUCCUCGCCUUUACAUGCACACAAAACUCUGUUGAAACCCUCAUGUAAAUCUAUUGAUCUCCACACACACACACACACACACACACACCAGCCUGCUGCCAUUUUCGGUUUUCGUGCCUACACUGGUUUCUUGUGAACUUCGCUCUGGACGAGAAUCCAGGAAUAUCUACAUGCAUCAUUCCUUAGAAAAUAGGGACCAAAGGACUACAUGCUUUUUAAAAAAUAUAAAUAUAUAUAUAUUUAAAAAUAUCAAAAACUCUUACCUUGUAGCUGCAAGUAUAACGAUAACUAAUGUUAAUACAGUAGAAGAGCGUAAAUCUGUAGUGUGACGAUGACAAAACCUUUGCUCUGGUAGCUGUUUCUCGUAGAUUAGAAAUGUAGAAUAUAGAAGUAGAGUUGCUCAGUUUUUAUUUUUAUUAGCGAAGAUAAUACUUGAACUUGUACAGAAGGAAGGCAGAUGUACGGUGUAGUUUAGGUGUCUUUUUCUGGUGUCUUUCUCCCUUCCAUCUUUCGAGGAAGAGACGAGCUGAACGCAUCCCAGAAGCCUUUGUGUUGUUCGUGCGACAAUCCACAGUAAACAGACAGACGAUCAGACGUGGCUUUGUGUUCUCGGAGAGAAAGAUCAGACUUUACUAUGACGAGACGGAGGAGGACGAGGAGGUGGAUAGCUACCGAAACUGCCAGAUGAACCGCAGAAGGAGACGCGGAUGUUUUUGAUGGACGCUCGUGAUCUAUCAGACGUGAUCUGUGCUGAAAUGAACGGAUCAUAUCGCUCACAUUCACACAAAACGCUUGAGAAUAAAUUUGUUUUCUCGUAUAAAUAUCUAAACGUUCUUGAAUCAGGAUGCAUUGACACAUGGCUUUUAUGACAUUAUUCUACAACAACAACAACAUUACAUUUAAUCCUUUUGCUUAAAACAAGGACAAAUAUCUGCAAAUGUGGUUAGAAAAAUAACGAGAUUAUUUUUUCUUGCCCCAUUUGAAGAUAUUUUUACUUGUUUUAAGCAAAAACGAACUAAAAAAAAAUAAGAUUUAUCAUAAGUAAUUUUACUUGUCAAGUAAAUGCAUCGUGAUUCAAAGAGUUCUUAUUAUUUUUGUAUCGUCUUCUAGUAUAAAUAUCUAAGAAAAUUAUUUUUUGAAGUGUAACACUUUACUUGAAGCCUUUAUGUGUGAUGCAUUAAUUUUAAAGAUACAUUUGUUAAAAAAUGAUUUCCUUCCUUAGGAUUUUUAUCUUGGUUUAUAGUAUAAAUAUCUUCAGAUU
This is a messenger RNA of Carassius gibelio (silver crucian carp), 3191 nucleotides long. Its product is annotated as CUGBP Elav-like family member 4. The record is from RefSeq and is a predicted model, not a curated record. The coding region runs from base 182 to 1585 and encodes 467 amino acids. Gene Ontology annotation, biological process: regulation of alternative mRNA splicing, via spliceosome; mRNA splice site recognition. NCBI's taxonomy places the organism in Eukaryota, Metazoa, Chordata, Actinopteri, Cypriniformes, Cyprinidae. Gene Ontology annotation, molecular function: mRNA binding. The transcript is spliced from 13 exons. Gene Ontology annotation, cellular component: ribonucleoprotein complex; cytoplasm; nucleus.